Messenger RNA from Lethenteron reissneri (Far Eastern brook lamprey), 5578 nucleotides. RefSeq names its product dipeptidyl peptidase 4 (gene DPP4). Gene Ontology annotation, molecular function: serine-type endopeptidase activity; dipeptidyl-peptidase activity. Lineage: Eukaryota; Metazoa; Chordata; Hyperoartia; Petromyzontiformes; Petromyzontidae. Gene Ontology annotation, cellular component: plasma membrane. Gene Ontology annotation, biological process: proteolysis. The record is from RefSeq and is a predicted model, not a curated record.
CGAAGCGAGGGUCGCUGGCGGUAUCACUCACCGCUGAUGGCGGAUCGAACUCAGGCCGCCCUGGACUGUGAGAGCGACACAGCGCCGGCACCACCGCGGGCAGACGAAGCGGCCGGGCUGACACCAUGAACAAGGUGCUACGAGGAGUUCUGGUGGCGCUGGCCGUCGCCGUGGUGAUCACCCUCAUCGUGGUGCUGCCCCUGGUGAUUCUCCAAAGCUCAGACAAUCCGGUGGACGAGAGGAAAACGUUCACCCUGGACGACUACUUCGCUGGGAGAUACAACCCCAGGUCGUUCGGUCUGGAGUGGAUAACAGACGACGAGUACAUCUACAAAGACAGCAAUGGCAACGUCCAGAAGAAGAAAGUCGGUGGGGACCCCAGACCGACGGAGUUCAUCUCCAACUCCACGUUCGAAGAAAAGCAGGCGUCAGGAUUCCUCGUCGCCCCGGAUCAGCUGUACGUCCUCCUGGAGAGCAACUACUCAAAGUUGUGGAGGUAUUCAUACUAUGCGUCAUACCACAUAUACGACCUCCAAAAUACGAGAUUUGUGGAGGACAGCCCGCUGCCGCACGAAAUCCAGUACAUCACGUGGUCUCCCAGCGGCCACAAUUUGGCCUACGUGUUCGAAAGCAAUGUCUACCUCAAGACAAACCUGACGGGCCCAGCAGUGAAGGUCACGACCAGCGGCGCAUACAGCCAAGUCUACAACGGCAUCCCCGACUGGGUCUAUGAGGAGGAGAUGCUCGGCAGCAACAACGCCAUGUGGUGGUCACCGGACGGGCAGCACCUCGCCUACGCCGAGUUCAACGACACGGAGGUGCCGUUCAUAGAGUACACAUUCUUCGGCGAGGAGCAGUAUCCCAAGACCAUCGGGGUGCCGUACCCUAAGGCGGGAGCCCCAAACCCCAAAGUGAAGCUGUUCGUGGUGAGCGUCGCCGACCCGGACACAAGGACGCAAAUCACAGCCUUCCCCGAGAUCGCCGACAGAGAUCACUACCUGGGCAUGGUCACCUGGGCGACGAGUGACCGCCUGUGUGUGCAGUGGCUUUCGCGACAUCAGAAUUACUCGGUCCUGUCGCUCUGCGAUCGUGAUUCCAUCAACUGGACGUGCAGUAAGAACCACAUUGAGACGUCGCAGACUGGAUGGAUCGGCACGUUUGGUCCCGCGGAGCCACACUUCGCGGAGGACGGACGGAGCUACUACCGCGUCUACAGCAACAGCGACGGAUUCAAGCAUCUCCACCACGUGCCGGAGGACUCGAACCCGAAACAGCUGACCCAGGGGUCGUGGGAGGUCAUCUCGAUAGAGUCCGUCUCGGCGACCGCACUGUACUACAUCAGCAACGAACACAAGGGCUUCCCUGGGAGCAGGAAUCUGUACAGGAUCCAGCUGGACGAGCCGAACACCCCCGCGAAGUGCGUGAGCUGCACCCUCGACGAGGAGAGGUGCCAGGCUUUCUCCACCAGGUUCAGCAAGGCCUCCACCCACUACCAGCUCACCUGCUCGGGUCCCGGAAUCCCCAUGUCCACCCUUCGCACAUCGACCGACGAUAAAGAAAUUGCGUUGCUGGAAAACAACACGGCCUUGGCGGAGCUCAUCGACCACACACAGAUGCCGACGCUUGAACAGCAGAAACUCAUGCUCGGAGAGCACGAGGCCUGGUAUCAAUUUAUUCUGCCACCAAACAUGGACAGGAAAAAGAAGCACCCUUUGAUCAUCGACGUCUACGCUGGACCGGGCAGCCAGAAGGUGGACUCGCGCUUCCGCAACAACUGGGCGACGUACCUGGCGAGCACGGAGCGUGUCAUCGUGGCGAGCGUGGACGGACGCGGCAGUGGCUACCGGGGGGACAAGGUCCUGCACCAGCUGUAUCGCCGGCUGGGCACCGUCGAGGUGCAGGACCAGGAGGCUGCGGCCCGGGAAUUCGGGAAGAUGGACUUUGUUGACGAGACCAGAAUAGCGAUUUGGGGAUGGUCGUACGGAGGCUACGUCUCCUCCAUGUCCCUGGGCUCCGGCUCGGGUGUCUUCAAGUGCGGGAUGGCCGUGGCGCCCGUGUCCGACUGGCGCUACUAUGACUCCAUCUACACGGAGCGCUACAUGGGGCAACCCACCAAGGACGACAACCUGGCGGCCUACGAGAGUUCCACCGUCAUGGCCCGCGCGGAGAACUUCAGGAAGGUGGACUACCUCCUCAUCCACGGCACGGCAGACGACAACGUGCACUUUCAGCAAGCGGCCCACAUCUCCAAGGCUCUCGUCGACAAAGAGGUGGACUUCUCAGCUAUGUGGUACACGGACAAGGACCACAGCAUCUCGGGGCUGGCCAACCACCACGUCUACACGCACAUGUCACACUUCCUCAAGCAGUGCUUCGGCCUCCAAUGACCUCACGUGACCCCCCCCCUCCCCCCCGCGCGACCCGGGACGCCUCAGCGACCGCGCGGCCACCGCUGAUCGUUGGCCGGCACGCGCCAGCGUCUCGCAAAAAUCUCAAGAUGCCACUCCUCCCGAAGCUGAACAGAAGCGACGACAUUCACCCUCCGUGCCGACCGCGGCGGCCGCUCUCGAGGGACUGGCGCAGGGACAGCGCGCCGGCGGGCUUGGCUGGCAGGAAGGGCGUGGACACUUCCGCGACCAAUUGCGCGAAACUUGCGCCGCGAUUGCCGACCGCACCUGCGCGCGUUGCGUCAGUCUUUGUGAGACGACCACAAGUUUUUUCCCCCCCUCCCCUCGCCCGCCCCCCCCCCCCCCGAUGGUCCCCAUUGUUGCCGUGGUGACUCAGCAGACGGGCAUUGUCCUCCUUCCGGCCACGCUCGCUCGCCACUAUUCUGUAACGUCGUCCCCUCGUCAGCGCGUGGCUUCGAUGACCUGACGUGACCCCCACCCCCCCCGCCCCCCACGUCAGCGAUGAGCCACGUACGUCCAUCACGCAUCGUUAAUUUCUGUGUCGUUCCGUCAAUCAACGCUGACCCUAAUGGUACCUUACCCUAACCCCCCUUGAGCCCCCCCCCCCCACCCCCCCACUUGUUUUUUUGUAGCUAAUACACUGCCCCCCUUUGAAAACAGUUUGCUCACGGAAGUGGCCAGGUUGGUCAGGGGUCGUAGCGCUGAGCCAGCACUGCCUAGGCCCUGGGUUCGAAUCCAGGUUUCAGCCGCCCCUUCAGUCAAAUCGAGCUGUCAAGUGCAGUGAGUCUAUGCGCUUAGCCUGGUCACUAAUGACUGCACACACACACACACAACUAUUCGGUUGAUUUUGUUUUGUUGCUUGAUUUUGGUUAAUUUUCAGUUCCGAGAUUUAAGUGUAUGAGAUUGUCACGUGAUACGCAUUUCCCGAGGAGUGUGGAGAUCAGAAGGCCGCGUGAAGGAAUCUCAGAGGUGCUCGCGUCAAAUCUUCCGGAGGCUGUUCUCCAUUACACAGGGUGAUGCACUGCUUGUUGCGAGAGAUCAAAACGAACGCUGCAUCUCUUGAGACGACGACGGCGAUAUCGCAAUUUAAUUGGGAAAGAAUAAAAACGAAAAAAUACAAAAAAAGAAUCCUGGGACAAUGCGGUGGUGAAAAAGUGAGCCGAGAGAGACCGAGAUCUCCCCCGCCCUGUGCCGCCCCCCCCCCCCCUCUUCUGCCGUCUCACGGACCACUACACCACUACACCACCACAUCACACCACCACACCACCACACCACGUCCUCAUUCAUAUUUCUCCUGGAGUCAGCCGCCCACCAUCUCUCUGUCCUCUUGUAGGCAAUACACAACACACGUCAUUACGAAUAUCAUUUUAAACAUAAAUUCCCGGUAAUUUGUAAAUUCAGAGGGGAGUUUUUUUUGUAAUUACUGAUCGACAAUUCGAUGGCUUCGUGGUUUUGUUUUUCUUGAUUUGUUGCACCACUGUACGCGCCGCGCUCUGCUCUACGCACCGCGCUCUGCUCUACGCACCGCGCUCUGCUCUACGCACCGGGCACUGCUCUACACACCACUAGCCGUACCGUUGUGUAGACUACGCGGCACUAUUCCAAAUUGUAACCCUGUCAAUGCUACGCCGCCUCCAUCCGGACCCGGACCUGGACCCAUCAUCUGUGCCUUGUUGAGCACCCGGAACCACGCAAGAGAUAUUGUCAAGCAGGUGGAGGUGUUUGGUUCGUUUGCUUUAGUCCACGACGAUUACGAGUGGACAAAAAACAUCGAGCGUGACAAUGGCUGCGACUACCCACCCAAUAACACCACCACCAUCAUCAUCACCACCACCAUCAUCACCAUAAUCUGCCCACCAAAGACUGAAGUGCAAAUGGCCAUGACAAAAUUAACCAAGUGUGAAUGAAGAUGCAAACUGAGAUAAUCUUAGUAACGUUAUUCAAGACUGGAGGAAGACCAUACGGUAAUUUACAACGUAUGUAUUUCAAAAGAUUUACCGAGUUCACCGAUUGGCCGGCCUGAUAAUACUCUGGGGGGUGGGGGGAAUUGCAUGCCCCUCUCUCAACGUGUGACUGCUCUAGUCGACGAACCUUGAGGCUUUCGUCGAUAAGACACAGGGUGCUUGCCCUGUUGACACCGGUCCUCACCUCGGGACGUGCGAGGGCGUUUGCGUCGUAAGCGAAAGAUUCUCGAUUUCAGACACUGUGCAGUAGGCGGAUCGUGGCUGCAGUUGAGGAGUUCGCUUCGGGGCUUAGGUGAAGGGUGCAGGUGGAACCACGUGCGGUGUUUCAUGUCCCCACGCGUUGUCUGUAAUUAUCAAGCACAAGCAGCACUCUGGGCUGCGUCUCCACAUCCAAAUAACGGUGAAGUUGAGUCCAUCGUCCAAAUGGCUUUCCAGACGAAUGUUAUCCAGCACAAUUUGUGUGAUAAAGCAAAUUUCUGGAACUGUUUUGUCUUCCGGGGUGUCGUCAGCAGAGUCCGGGUUGGUAAACAAUUGCUGCCGAGUUACCCGAUGUUAUUGGCAGGAGUUCUCCAUCCAAACGAUGGGGCCCUGUUCAACGUACAAAAUGAUGGUAAAAGCGUUGGUGCGGAUUGACAUCACCUCUGCAGCCACUAGCGGCGCUACAAUUCACCACCGUUUAAAAUGAUGCAUUGAGUAGCGAUCGUGAAAAUUCACGUAAAUCAACAUCCCCAAUCAUCAUCGCAGGUAGCCAUCCAUCAUUCCAGGGCUUAAUUUCAGCCGGAGGUGUCCAGGGCUGAGGUCCUGAAAAAUAUUAAUCCCAACCUCCUCUGCCCCCCUGCUAACCUAACCCUCCCCCAGAAGAGAUUGUGGGUUGGAAGGGGGUGAUGGUGGUGGUUGGUGGGGCACAGGAAAAUAUCCCAUGAGAAAUUAAGCCGUGAGUUAUCCCAUCCCCGUUGCUCCAUGAGGCCACCUGCACGCACACGUAUCACCCGAGAUGCGGGGGGGGGCGCGGGGGAGGAAACCCGUGGUGGAUUUUCAUCUCACUGCACGCGGAGGCCACGCUCCGCCACGUAAACCCUGUUUACAAUUUGGGACGCUCCAUUAAAAUGUAAAGUAUGUAAUACUUCGCUCUUCAAGUCGCUGUUUGACGACGCGCACUCGCCAAUCAAAAUAUUAAAAGAUGAGUAAAUAAAAUCAAUCAAUUGA